Phytophthora nicotianae INRA-310 is the source of this 198-nucleotide messenger RNA. RefSeq lists its product as hypothetical. The record is from RefSeq and is a predicted model, not a curated record. Bases 1 to 198 code for a protein of 65 amino acids. NCBI's taxonomy places the organism in Eukaryota, Oomycota, Peronosporomycetes, Peronosporales, Peronosporaceae. The transcript is spliced from 2 exons.
AUGUCGAGCGAAGAGUGUGUCAACGAUAAGAGAGCUAGUGGAAGUGCGGACACUAUGGUUCGAGCUCUGGAAAUGUACCUGCCCAAGAAACUUGUCAAGAUUGUACUGCGACCCACGAGCUUUAUCCACCAGGGUAAACCUUCGCGUGUGUGGUGUUCGACUAGCUCUGCUGCGCACUACCACCGUGGCCACCUCUGA